UACCUGCCAUUUGUACAAAUCUUUAGAGCCUUGACCUUGAAAUAUUAACAGCUUCAGCCCUUAAUGGAAAGUUUGUUUUUGAUAACGGUAAUAAUAAAGUAUCAUUAUACAAUUUACUUAAAUCAUUAUUAUUUACUUUCAGUUACUUUUUUAUUGAAGAUUUGUCAAUUAUUUUUGAAGAAAAUUUUUUUAAUAACAAUGUCCUUGAAAAUUUUAAUGUAAUUUAUUAGGAAAAUAAUUUCUUUUUCGUAAUAAAUUAUGAUGAAACAUAAUUAAGUUGAAUUU
Rhizophagus irregularis DAOM 181602=DAOM 197198 is the source of this 285-nucleotide messenger RNA. The record is from RefSeq and is a predicted model, not a curated record. Lineage: Eukaryota; Fungi; Glomeromycota; Glomeromycetes; Glomerales; Glomeraceae.